Messenger RNA from Spodoptera exigua (beet armyworm), 1245 nucleotides. Lineage: Eukaryota; Metazoa; Arthropoda; Insecta; Lepidoptera; Noctuidae. The record is from the annotation of a GenBank genome assembly.
CGAGCGUCUGGAGUCCACUUCCACUUUCAGUUUCUACAAGUCGGCCGACCAGCAAACACGCAUUGCGACUUACGCUUACGCAAUUAACCGCGCCCGCAUGCGUCUGGCUGGCACACUUAAAAAUAUUUCAAAAUUCGAACGCAGAUAAAAAAAUAUUUGCCUAUCUCUUUGCGUCAAAUUUUCGAUAAAGAUUAACAGAUUUUCGCGGCAAUUAAAAACAGUUUUGAAACUUGAUUCGCGCGGGAAUUUCUUUUUUGUGUUAUUUUUUUUUACAUUUGAGUAAUGUGUCAAAGGAUUAAGUGUUUUGUUGUAGUGAGAAACUGUGAUGUGUUUAUUUCGUGAAGUGAACAAGAAAAAGGCACCAUCUGUCGAAAAGGUGGAGGGCGACGCGAGUGCUCGGAGGCGGCAGGGUGCGCGUGCGGCGGCCGUGCCGUGCCACCCGCGCCGCCUGCGCACCACCCGCUGCACGCACUCGAUCAAAUGCCGCCGCCAUUGCUCAGAUCCAACCCUCUAUACACUGAGGAGGAGGAACAAGAGGUAGUCAUUAUCGUGGACUCUUUGGACGAAGUGCCGGAGGGUGAAGCUCCCGAGCCGCCGCGCACUCCACGCCGAGCGCCAUCUACAUCCUCAGGUUACGGCAGUGGCGGCGGCAGUCACGGCAGGGUGUCCCCUAACUUACCAAAGAAUGAGCAGUUCGAACCGCCGGCUCGCCGGUUGUCUGACUCGGACAAGAACGAUGGAUCUCACACCACAUCGGACUCCGAUGCCAGUCCGAUUUGCACGCUCAGCAGGAGUCUCAAAGAAGAUAUCAGGUCCUGUUUAGGAGUUUGUAGAUGGGAGAAAGACGUGAACGAUGUGGUGGAAGCUGCAGUGAGGGGAGCAGGUGGAAUCAGUGCAGCACGAGCUCGGCUCCAUGCAGCACUGCUGGCGCUCCACGAGCCUCCCCCUCGAUUACCCAACAGAGGACCCUCCCUGCCAUACUGCGGGCCAGGAGUCAGACCUGGUGAUGUCACUAUGAUGCCGAAAAACACUGAAAUGUCUUUAUUGGCUGCUAGCGCACUCUUCACGCUAGAUGGCGCUCGGGGCGAAGCCUUAUCUCGUCGUUUAGCCAGGAGUGAACGCAGGCGCCGCCGCUGCAGAGCUGCACUAGCCAUCAUAGCGUUGCUGCUCCUUUUAGCUGCAGUUGGAGCCGUGGAACUCCUCAUGUCGAGAGGGCAAAGAGUCUUCGGAGCUGUACUACGCUAA